Messenger RNA from Staurois parvus, 1410 nucleotides. Lineage: Eukaryota; Metazoa; Chordata; Amphibia; Anura; Ranidae. The record is from the annotation of a GenBank genome assembly.
AUUUCUAUUUCAGGUUUGGCCCUCCUACUGCAUGUGCAGUUAGGUUCUUCUUUCAAAUUGGUAUGCUACUUUACUAACUGGGCCCAGUACUACCCUGGAGCUGCGAAGUACAUGCCAGAUAAUGUGGACCCCUGCAUGUGCACUCAUCUGAUUUACGCCUUUGCCACCAUGACCAACAACCAGAUUCAGACGUUUGAAUGGAAUGAUCCAACCCUCUAUGCUUCCUUCAAUGGCCUGAAAAAAUACAACAGUGAAUUGAAAACACUUCUGUCUGUCGGAGGCUGGAACUAUGGAACCUCUGGGUUUAACACCAUGGUUUCCAGUUCUGCAAACCGUCAGACUUUCAUCAAUUCUGUAAUCAGUUUUCUGAGACAGUAUGGGUUUGAUGGCUUGGAUAUUGACUGGGAGUAUCCUGGAGACUCAGACAGAGGAAGUCCUCCACAAACCCAACAGCUCUUCUCUGUCCUGCUGCAGGAAAUGCAAGCUGCGUUUGUUCAGGAAGCAAGUCAGACCAACAGACCUCGUCUACUCAUGUCUGCAGCAGUAUCUGCUGGCAAGUCAACAAUUGAAAAUGGAUACCAGAUUCCACAGUUAUCUCAAUACUUGGACCUCAUCAAUGUAAUGACAUAUGAUCUGCGUGGUUCAUGGGAAGGGUUCACAGGAGAGGACAGUCCCCUUUUCCAGGGCCCAGCUGAUCAGGGUGGUUAUAUCUACUUCAAUGUGGAUUAUGCUAUGAAUUACUGGAAGAAUAAUGGAGCUGCACCAGAAAAGCUUAUGGUCGGGUUCCCAGCCUAUGGACGAACCUACACACUUUCAGAUCCUUCUAACAAUGGUCUUGGUGCCCCAACUUCUAAUGGAGGUCCAGCUGCUAAAUAUACACAGGAAGCUGGAUUUAUGGCAUACUUUGAGAUUUGUGGAUUUUUGAAUGGAGCUACAGAGGUGUGGAACAGUCCUCAAGAAGUCCCUUAUGCCUACAAAGGAAGUGAAUGGAUUGGAUAUGACAACCCAAAGAGUUUCAAGAUCAAGGCAGAGUGGCUAAUGAAGAACAACUUUGGAGGUGCUAUGGUAUGGGCUCUUCCCCUGGAUGACUUCAGUGGCAAUUUCUGUGGCCAAGGCAAAUACCCUCUGAUGAGCACACUGAAAUCCACUCUGGGGAUAUCUUUCCCAAAUUGCCAGACACCAACUAUAACAGUAGCACCAGUAUCAACAUCAGCAGGCAGCAGCGGAAGCAGCAGUGGUGGCAGCAGUGGAGGCAGCAGUAGUUUCUGUGUCGGAAAAGCAAAUGGCCUUUAUUCAAAUCCAAACAGCAAAAGUGGCUUUUUUAACUGUGUAAAUGGAAAUACCUACCAGCAAUCCUGUCAGACAGGUUUAGUGUUUGAUACCAGCUGCUCUUGCUGUAAUUGGGCAUAA